This is a messenger RNA of Naumovozyma dairenensis CBS 421, 1743 nucleotides long. RefSeq names its product bifunctional triglyceride lipase/lysophosphatidylethanolamine acyltransferase (gene TGL3). The transcript has a single exon. Gene Ontology annotation, biological process: lipid metabolic process. The coding region runs from base 1 to 1743 and encodes 580 amino acids. Gene Ontology annotation, molecular function: triacylglycerol lipase activity. NCBI's taxonomy places the organism in Eukaryota, Fungi, Ascomycota, Saccharomycetes, Saccharomycetales, Saccharomycetaceae. The record is from RefSeq and is a predicted model, not a curated record.
AUGUUACAAACGUGGUUAUUAUCUGCUGUAUAUGCGACAUUGGAUCAUAUUCCGCCAUUCGUAUGGGAUGUAUUACAUGUGAUAUCAGACAUUAUAUUAUUCUGGACACACAAAUUGAUUAAUUAUGUGAGACCGCAUUCUAGAGUCGUUUAUUAUGAAGCCAUUAAAGAACUAGAUGAUUGUCCAUCUUACUACUCGUGGUUUACCAGUGCUAGUAUGGUUGAUGAGAUUACUGGAGCUAAUUUAUGGAGACGGAAUUUUUUUUCAAGAAGGUAUGAUUUUAAUUCUGUCUUGGAACAAUAUUCAAUAUUGAUUAAGGCAUUGGAUAAUAAUGAUUUAGAAUUAAUUAAGGAGAAAUUUUCAACGACGGGUCCAUGUAUGUUGAGGAAUUUUGCUGGAAUUGUAGAUAAGAAAUUGUUUACAAAGUCAUUGAUGGGGACGAAAUUAUUAAUUGAACAAUAUUUGGAGAAGACUAUCGAUGGAUUAGAGUUGUUAGAUGAAGCUAUGGUCCCUACGGCAUUUUUCCAAAGAUGUAAAUUAUCAUUGGGGACCACAGCAUUGAUAUUACAAGGUGGCUCAUUAUUUGGACUUUUCCAUUUAGGUGUUAUCAAAGGUUUAUUGUUACAAGAUUUAAUGCCAAAUAUCAUAAGCGGUAGUUCUAUGGGUGCAUGUGUUGCUGCUGUUUUCGGUUGUAUGCCUAAUGAAGAAUUGGAAGAAUUAUUCUCUGAUGAUUAUAUUUUAAACAUUAUUAAAGACGAUUUUGAAUUAUUGAAAAGUUGUGGGUAUGGUAAUUUGGAACAACAUUUGAAUUUAGGCACACUGAUUCAAAAUUUAAUUCAUCAUGGCUAUUCACAAGAUGUUUAUCUUUUCAUUCAAUUUGUUUUGAAAUAUAUUAUUAAAGAUAUAACAUUUGAAGAAGCAUAUCAAUUGACUGGGAAAGUAUUCAAUAUAGUUAUUCAUCCCACUGAUAAAUCUUGUCCCAAUUUAUUAAAUUAUGUGACUACACCAAAUAUUCUUAUAAGAUCUGCUAUUAAUUGCAGCCUUGGGUCCGGCGUUAUAUCAGAAGGUACCAAAUUAUUAUGCAAGAAUCUAGAUAAUGAAAUUGAAUCAUUUUUGACAGAGGAGAAAAAUAAGACUAAUCAAUUUUUAACUCCAGAGAAUGCAGUGAAUAGUAAUGAAACUGAGAGUCCAUAUACAAGAUUGACUGAAUUAUUUAAUGUGAACAAUUUUAUUGUCUCCUUGGCAAGGCCAUACUUGGCUCCCCUAGUGGUAAAUGACUUGAAACAUGAGAUUAAGACUUCGAAAUACUAUUAUUACAAACAUUAUCCCGAGACAGCUAAUAAUAUUAAUUUACCAGAAUUAGGUAUUCCCCAAUUAAAUUUCACCGAGAUGGAACCGCUGGCAUUUAAAUUUAAAUAUCAUUUGGAAAGGAAAUUGAAAAAUAUCACGACGUUAGAAUUUCAUCAUAGAAUGCAAGUAUUAGAUAAUUUAGGCUUACUAAGUUCCUGGAUCAAAAGAUUAAUCAUUGAUGAAAAGACACCAAGAUCUGCAAUCGAAAUUGCUAUCGUGCCACGAAUGAAGAAUCUCUCGAUAACAAGAAUCAUUGAAGGUCAAUUGAAUAAUAUACCAUAUUGGAUUAAAUGUGGUGAACAAAGUACGUGGCCUGUUUUAUCGUUAAUAAAGACAAGAUGUGCUGUGGAAUUUAAGCUUGACGAGAUAAUCAGAGUUAGAAGGAAUAAGUAA